Molecule: messenger RNA, 1800 nt
Organism: Labrus bergylta (ballan wrasse)
Lineage: Eukaryota; Metazoa; Chordata; Actinopteri; Labriformes; Labridae
Gene: dkc1
Product: dyskeratosis congenita 1, dyskerin
Biological process (GO): rRNA pseudouridine synthesis; box H/ACA sno(s)RNA 3'-end processing; mRNA pseudouridine synthesis
Cellular component (GO): box H/ACA snoRNP complex
Molecular function (GO): RNA binding; pseudouridine synthase activity
Source: RefSeq, a predicted model, not a curated record
UAGAAAAACGCGGAUUGUGCGUUCAUUCCUCAGUUCAAGAUGGCGGACACAGAAGUAUCGUCGGCGAAGAAGAAAAAGAAGGUCAAGAAAGUCAGUGAAGAGGAUGUCGGGGAGAUCCAGCAGAUCGGAGACUUCUUCAUCCAGCCCGAGUCUAAAGUGCCCACAUUGGACACGUCACAGUGGCCUCUGUUACUAAAGAAUUUUGAUAAGCUGAACAUCCGCACGGCUCAUUACACGCCACUACCGAACGGCAGCAACCCGCUGAAGAGAAACAUCAACGAUUAUGUCAGGUCUGGCUUCAUCAACCUGGACAAACCGGCGAACCCGUCGUCUCACGAGGUGGUGGCGUGGAUCAGGAGGAUCCUGCGGGUGGAGAAGACGGGUCACAGCGGGACACUUGACCCCAAGGUCACAGGUUGUCUGAUCGUCUGUGUGGAUAGAGCCACACGAUUGGUCAAGUCCCAGCAGAGCGCCGGUAAAGAGUAUGUGGGGAUCGUUCGGCUGCACAAUGCCAUAGAGAGUGAGCACACUCUGGCCCGGGGGUUGGAGCAGCUGACCGGUGCUCUGUUCCAGCGGCCGCCGCUGAUCGCUGCUGUCAAACGACAGCUGAGAGUCCGAACGAUCUACGACAGCAAACUGAUCGAAUACGACCCCGAGAGGAGGCUGGGUAUCUUCUGGGUGAGCUGUGAGGCAGGGACUUACAUCAGGACCCUGUGUGUCCACCUGGGUCUGAUGCUCGGGGUCGGAGGUCAGAUGCAGGAGCUCCGGAGGGUGCGGUCGGGUGUGAUGGGGGAGACGGACCACCUGGUGACGAUGCACGACGUGCUGGACGCUCAGUGGCAGCUGGAUCACAACAAAGACGAGACGUACCUGCGGAGGGUCAUCUUCCCUCUGGAGAAGCUGCUUGUGUCCCACAAACGUCUGGUGAUGAAGGACAGCGCUGUGAACGCCAUCUGUUACGGGGCGAAGAUCAUGCUGCCAGGUGUCCUCAGGUAUGAAGACGGCAUCGAGAUGAACCAGGACAUCGUUGUCAUAACCACAAAGGGCGAGGCCAUCUGUACAGCCGUGGCGCUGAUGACCACGGCGGUGAUCUCCACCUGUGACCACGGCGUUGUGGCGAAGAUAAAGAGGGUGAUCAUGGAGAGAGACACGUAUCCCCGGAAGUGGGGUCUGGGACCGAAGGCAAGUCAGAAGAAGAUGAUGAUUCAGAAAGGACUCCUCGACAAACACGGGAAACCAAACGGCAGCACGCCUGGCGACUGGAAGAGCGGUUACGUAGACUACAGCAUCUCUAAGAAGACUGAGGAAUCGGGUGACACUUCAGCAAAGAGGAAGAGAGAGGCUGCGGAUAGCGAGGGAGAGACGACUGCGCCUGGCACGCCAUCUGCAGAGGAGCUUAAAAAAGAAAAGAAAAAGAAGAAAAAAGACAAGAAGGCGAAGCUGGAGGAGGCAGAGACUGAUGGAGUGGAGGCGGAGCCAGAGGAGGCAGCAGCAGAGCCUGAGACUGAGGUUGUCGACAGUGCCAAGAAGAAGAAAAAAAAGAAGAAACAGAAAGACGAAGAGACGUCGGAGUGACGGCAAGCGACCAAUGAAUGGACAUGAAACUGACAGACUCCGCCCACAGACGCACCUGUCUGAACGCAAAGCAUUCUGGGAGUUUAACAAAAUGGACUGCAUGAGUGCAGAAAAGAGAAGAGGACGGUUUUUUAUAUAAAUUUUAUUGUUUUGUUUUUUUCUGUAAAUAAUGAACAGGAUGCUGAACAGUUUGUACUAUCAAAAUAAACGUCUUGAUUUCUGUAA